CGAGAGUUUUUGUGGGGCCACAUAAAACAGAGGCCAAGCACGCCUGCGCGCCGAUAACGCAAAUUUUAUGGUCCCCACAGCCGAAAGGGGAUCGGUCCCUCUAGCGGCCCCUUUUGGAAGGAAGGGACAAGGAGGAGGAUCCGAAGCGGCGGCUGGCGAAUGAGGGCACAACGGAGACGAUGAGACUUGUGCGUCGGAGGAAAAGAAACGAGCGGAGAUCAUUGCGUCAGAAUGGGUGGCCUGGCCGCGGGUGGCCCGCCGUCGUCGUCUUCCAUGGUGCAGACGCUGCGGUAGCAUCCCUCAUUUCUUUCUUCCUUCCCCCAUCUCCUUUCCCCGCCCACGCCAACGAUGUCCUCCUCGCCCUUCCUCAGCGGCAAGGAACCACAGUCGGCCUUCACCUCCUCCUCUAGCCUGGUUGCUGGUACUCCCCUCUUUCGUUCCAUCGGCCGGGAUUCUACACACUCUUUCAGCUCGGAGACGCCAUACUCCCAUUACGCCUCUUCAGGCAGCGGGAUUGCAGAAAAGUUCUCAUUAUCCCCGGAUCCGUCGCGAUGGGGCACGAACCUCAGCCCCGAAUUCGCUGAGGCAGACGAUGAUAUGCACAAUCCUUCCGACCUCACAGACGGAAAGACAUCAGGUUCUAGUUUCAUUACGAUGCGAGGUCUUACGAACCUAGGCUGUCUGGUCCUCCUCGCCAUUGGUAUCAUCUGUCUUUUUGCUGUAUAUCCUAUCCUGUCAUUCGCCGGUGUAGUGUCGAGUUCAUCGCUGAACGGUUACAACCUCGGUUUGAACGCGUCAGGUCAAGUCCCCGAUAUCGGCAACUUCGGUCUCAUCGACAACGACACGCCUGCGUGGGCAUACACCAAGACUUCGUGGGAGGAUGGCACAGAAAUGCAGCUAGUAUUCUCCGAUGAGUUCGAGACGGACGGGCGCACAUUCUAUCCCGGCGAUGAUCCUUACUGGGAGGCUGUGGACCUUCACUACUGGGCAACAAACAAUCUGGAGUGGUACGACCCUGCAGCGGUGACAACCUCUAACGGCUCACUGGUCAUCUCACUCUCUGAGAAGGCAGAGCACGGUCUAGACUAUCAAGGCGGUAUGAUCCAGACAUGGAACAAGUUUUGUUUCACGGGCGGAUACAUCGAGACGUCUGUCAUCCUUCCUGGUGCCAGCAAUAUCGUCGGUCUCUGGCCUGCCGUCUGGACUAUGGGCAAUCUCGGGCGCGCUGGUUAUGGUUCCACCUUGGACGGGACGUGGCCCUACACCUACGAUUCGUGCGACGUCGGUACUGUCGCCAACCAAAGUGUUAAUGGUGUACCAGCCGCUGCUUCCAUAAAUGGAGACACCGCCGUAGACGGUGUCUUGUCGUAUCUGCCAGGCCAACGUCUCUCCCGGUGCACAUGCCCAGGUGAAAGCCAUCCAGGGCCUGUACACUCAGACGGUACUUACGUUGGUCGUUCUGCACCCGAAAUCGAUAUGUUCGAGGCGCAGGUAUCAGAUGACUCCGGUCAGGUUUCCCAGUCGGCGCAAUGGGCUCCCUUCAAUGCCGCGUAUAUUUGGUACAACACGACGGAGAAUGAGCAGAUCUACAAUACAACCCUCAGCUACCAGAACACAUAUAGCGGUGGUUCGACCCAGCAAGCUACGUCCGUCGUCACGACCACAGAUCAGAACUGUUAUCAGGAGAACGAAAUGUGCUACUCCGUGUACGGAUAUGAGUACAAACCAGGUUUCGACGACGCGUACAUUACUUGGAUUUCGGACAAUAAGACUUCAUGGACAUUGAGAGCAGCCGGCAUGGCAGCAGAUACAGCGACCGAGAUCGCAGCUCGUCCUGUUCCGCAGGAACCCAUGUAUAUUCUCGCUAACUUGGGCAUGUCGUACAAUUUCGGUUCCGUGGAUUUGGCCGACAUCAUCUUCCCUGCUAAGAUGUAUGUGGACUAUAUUCGCGUAUACCAGAAACCCGAUUCGUUGAACAUCGGAUGUGAUCCCACGGACUUCCCAACUGCAGCAUACAUCAACGAAUACAUCGAGGCAUACAACAACCCCAAUCUUACGACCUGGGUUGACGACUUCGGACAGACAGUGCCGAAGAAUAGCUUCCUCGGAGAAUGCUAAUCGUUUACUUCAUCUGCUCAAUGCUGUCUGUCUUCGAUCGAGAACAGCGUCCACAUCGUCGGUCUCCCGCCCACCCCGCACCCGGAGGUCAACGGGCUCUUUUCUGUCGCUUUGCCCGCACUGCUACCCGCAUUCACUUCCAACGUCCCCACUGUAUUAUCACCACCCUGUUGUCUGGCUCGUCGCCGUGUCCUUGUUCUUGUUCUUGUUCUCUCCAUUGGCGUUUGUCCUUUGGCCUGUGACCUGGAGAAGUCUUGAUGGCUUUCAUACCCAACAGUUAGAACGAGCUCUUUUCCUUAGCCGUCUUUUAGUUUUCCUUUCUCGAUGGCACAUGAUCAUGGUGUACUGAGACAUCUUGAGACCAGCCACCGUUUGGACUAGAUGAGCACGCUUUCAUUGACGAAUUGUCACCCACAUUUUUCUUUCCAUUCGAACUUUGUCCAACUAGCAUUCGUUACUCUGACAAUGCAUGCCCACACUUUGUCCCCCUUUCAAUUUCUUCUCGUUAUGCUUUCUGAGUUCCCCAUCCAGAUGCCUUGCAUGUUAUUGUUUCUUCCACCCCCGCCUGCCACAGCUCAGGUUUUCCUGUUAAUCUUCUCAUCCAUACAUACCCUGCUGUCGCACUCAACCUCGUCCGUCAUAUCGGCUCGAC
Molecule: messenger RNA, 2770 nt
Organism: Stereum hirsutum FP-91666 SS1
Lineage: Eukaryota; Fungi; Basidiomycota; Agaricomycetes; Russulales; Stereaceae
Product: glycoside hydrolase family 16 protein
Exons: 13
Coding region: 349-2118 (589 amino acids)
Biological process (GO): fungal-type cell wall organization; (1->6)-beta-D-glucan biosynthetic process
Cellular component (GO): plasma membrane; endoplasmic reticulum membrane
Molecular function (GO): glucosidase activity
Source: RefSeq, a predicted model, not a curated record